AUGCUUGGUGAUGGGGACUCAGCAACAUAUAAUAAAAUUGUUCAGAGGAAGCCUUAUGGAGAUGAAUGUAUACCCAAGAAAUUGGAGUGCAUUGGUCAUGUCCAAAAACGGGUUGGCAGCAGGUUGCGCAAGUUAAAAAGUGCAAAUAAAGGUUUGAAAUUGGCUGAUGGGAAAGGACUAGGAGGCAAAGGAAGAUUGACUGAUGGAAAGAUUGAUGUUUUGCAAAACUAUUAUGGACUUGCUGUGAGGGAGAAUUUGGAUGAUGUAGACCAAAUGGCCAAAUCGAUUAAAGCAAGUUUAUACCAUGUUGCUUCAACAGAUUUAAACCCUCAACAUCAUCUUUGUCCGAAUGGCGAAGACAGUUGGUGCGGAUACAAGAGGGACGAAGAAUCGUACAAACACAAGAAUGGUAUACCUGAGUGCAUUGUCAAGAAAAUUAAACCAAUCUUUGAUGAAUUAAGCCAACCUCAAUUGCUCCAAAAAUGCACUCAUGGAAUGACACAAAAUGUCAAUGAGUGUCUAAAUGGCCUAAUUUGGGAUCGCUGUCCCAAAACCACAUAUGUGGAACAUGAAACUGUAGCUCUGUCUACAUAUUUGGCUGUCGUGAAAUUUAAUGAUGGGGACAUUUCCUUUCUAAAGAUUUUUGAAGGCUUAGAUAUCAAGCCUGGUUCAUUUACUGCACAAGGUUGUCAAGAUUGUGACCAAUCACGAAUUGAGCUGUCGGCCAAAAAGAGCAAGGAAACAGUAAAAAGUAGAAGAAAAACAUUGAGGCACCUCAGGAAAAACUUUGUUGAUGAGAUAGAAGAGAAAGAAGGUGUGGUUUAUGAAGCUGGGAGCUUUUAACACUUUUUAAGGUACAUUGACAUUAAAGCAAACUUUUCAAUUAAAUUUUCUCAUUUUUGCUAUUUCUCAGGUAUCAUCAAUCUUUGUGACAUUAUAAUUUUGUAAAUAUUAGCUGUAUUAGAUUGAUAUUUGGUGUGGUUACUUUCAAUAACAUUAUCUAGUGAAUAAAGCUCUUCAGAUAUUGAUAUUUUUUAUCAUUGAUGAAUUAUUUGCAAAUUGCUUCCACAAAGGCACUAAUUUAUUCAUAAAAUUAUUCAAAUAUUUAAAAUUUGGCUCAAUUUUUUUUUAAAGGAUUUUAAACAAAAUUGAAGAGCUUUAGGCACUAGUUCAUUCUCCAAGCUUUCUGAAAAUAUAUUGUUCAUUAAAUUUGGUUCAUUAGUUCCUGAGUUAUGAUGUGUCCGAUGCUUUGCGAUUAUGCGUUAAUUAGUGGCCGCCAUAUUGGAUAAUUAGUGUAAUUAAUGUUUUUCCCAAAUUUUUUUUCCAUGGGUCAAUUCUCUUUCCCUUACCCUUUCAAAAUAUGAUAUUUUCACAUUGAUCUCUUUAAAAACUAAGAAAAAAGUUGUAGUGGGGUUUGACUACCUUAAUUAAUUAAGAUUUGAUAUUGAAGAGUUAAAUAUCUCUCCAAAGCUGGCUAAAGUAAUCGAGCUUCGUGGUCUUAAAAUCUUGCACCAGAAUAUUCAAAGUCUCCGUUGCAAAAUUGACGAACUGAGACUUCUGUUACAUAAGCUUAACUCUGGUGUUCAGUUGUUGGCUCUAACAGAGACGUAGGCUAAUCGUAAUAUAACGGAUGAGGAAUUUGAAAUACCGGGGUAUAACUUGUAUCGAAAGGAUAGAGGAAGUAAAGGCGGAGGAGUAGCAGUAUUUGUCAGAAAUGAUUUGGUAAUUACGAGGGGAGAGGAUCUGGAGAAGUCCGAUGUUGAAGGACAGGAGAUAACUUUACCAAAAUCGCGUAGUUUUCUCCUGGGAACAUUUUAUCGGGCGCCGAAUUCUUCGACUUACUAUGAUAAAAACUUUAUGUUUAAACUAGAAGAUAUCCUGGACAUUGCUGUCUCACAAAACCAGGAAGUAAUUUUAUUAGGUGACUGGAAUACCAAUUUCUUGCAACCCAAAGCUACCAUUACUGAAUGUAAACAAUUGAAAGCGCUAUUUCGGACAUUGUAUUUUAAACAACUGAUCAAUGAACCGACUAGAAUUACUAAGGACUCACGCACACUUAUAGAUUUGAUAGCUACAAAUAACCCACAGAACAAAAGCGAUUCCGGAGCAAUAAGUACCAGCCUGAGUGAUCAUGAGAUGGUUUAUUGUGUUCGCAAAUUGAAUUGGAAAAAAGCACCAUCCCAAACUAAAACGUUUAGAAACUAUGCUAAUUACAAUCAUGCAAAUUUUUGUGAAGACCUCAAAAAUGUUAAUUUACGUCCCGAAGGCGAAGAAAGUUCAGCUGAUGUUAAUCAGCUCUGGGACGCUUUUGAAAAUGGCUUUAUUUCCAUUGCCAAUAAACACGCACCUGUUAUACAAAAGCGCAUACGUGGAGUUGAUAAUAGUCCUUUUCUGAACAAUGACAUAAGACGUGCUAUGCAUGAACGCGCUUAUUUUCUUAAAAAAGCGAGAAAAUCUGGGCUUGUUGAAGAUUGAUCGACUUACCGUUGUCUUAGAAACCGCGUGACAAACUCGAUCAGAAGGGCAAAGGAAUCAUAUAAUAGGCGUAUUAUUGAGGAAAAUAGCAAUGAUAGCAAGGCGUUUUGGAAAACGAUAAAAAAGGUUUUACCAGACGAAAGUAAGAAAUUAUCUCCUACUAUGUUUGAUGAAAAUGACAAUGUUUGUCACGAUAAGCAUCGAAUCGCGAACAUGUUUAACAGAUUUUUUGUGACUGUCGUUGAUCGUCUUCGUGAGUCAUUUGUGACUCCCAUGGUGGCUACUUGGAAUUAUGUCGCUGUUGGGCAUCUACAACAAUCUCACCGCCAACCUUUUCAGUUUAACGAUGUCACAGAAAGUUUCGUCUUAACUCAACUUAGUUGUUUAAAGAUACGGAAAGCUCCUGGUUUGGAUAAUAUCCCCCCUCGUCUUCUUAAAGACAGUGCUACUAUUAUUGCCGAGCCUCUCGCGAAUAUUAUCAAUGCUUCCUUACGUCAAAUGCAAGGUACCCGAUGCUUGGAAAGCCGCCCGCGUGAUCCCGUUGUUUAAGAAGGGAAAAGUUGAAAAUGUAAGUAACUAUCGGCCAAUUUCCAUCUUAUCAGCCGCGUCAAAACUGCUGGAAAAAGCUGUUCACAUGCAGCUUUGUGGUUACCUGUUGGAGCAUAAGAUCUUGAGUCCGUACCAGUGUGGCUUUCGCAAGCUCCAUUCUACCCAAUCUGCUGCUCUCUCGUUCGCUGAUACCAUCAGGCGUAACAUUGAUCAAGGAAUCAUGACUGGAGCUGUGUUUAUAGAUUUAAGUAAAGCCUUUGACAGCAUUGACCAUAGCAUCUUAUUGAAGAAGCUCUUCUCUAUGAGUAUUGUUGGCAGGGAACAUGAAUGGUUUGCGGACUAUCUUCGUGGUAGAACGCAAAUUGUUGAUUAUCAAGGAACAUUUUCAGAUCAAGAGGCAGUUAUUGUUGGUGUACCCCAAGGGUCUAUUCUCGGCCCUUUGCUGUUUGUAUUACAUGUGAAUGAUUUGCCGAGUGUUAUUCGACAUUGCCAGAUUCUUAUGUACGCCGACGGCACAGUAGUUUUUUAUUCUGGGAAGAUUGCGUCAACAAUUUUGAGGAAACUUACUGAAGAUCUUGAUGUUAUCGGUUCGUGGCUAUGCAGUAACAGUUUGUUUCUAAAUGUAACUAAGACUGAAGCUAUGUUGUUUGGUACACAGGCUAGACUUUCUCAAGUUGAUGACUUCUGCGUAACAUUUAAUGGAAAUCCGAUAAAACGUGUAUCUGAAUUUAAAUACUUAGGAAUUCAGUUUGAUGAAAAAAUUUCAUGGAAUGCUCAUGUUAAGUAUAUUACUUCAAGAGUAGGGAAACGAUUAG
Molecule: messenger RNA, 3839 nt
Organism: Paramuricea clavata
Lineage: Eukaryota; Metazoa; Cnidaria; Anthozoa; Malacalcyonacea; Plexauridae
Source: the annotation of a GenBank genome assembly